AUGAAGUCGUUCGUGUGUGCAGAGCCCGAGGUGAGGUGCCUGGUAGAGAGGACGAACAAGGAAGAGUUCCUGAUCCUAGCAAGCGACGGGUGGGACAAGGUGUCCAACGAGGUGGUGUGCAAGAUCGCCCGAAACUGCCUCAACGGCUGCGCGGCGGCCAUGUUCUCGGACUCCGUCCCCGGAAGCUCGGCGACCGACGCGGCGGCGCUGCUCGCUAAGCUCGCCGUCGCACGCGGCAGCAUGGACAACAUCAGCGUCGUCGUCGUGAAGCUGAGGCGGCUCAAGACCAGGGCCGCCUGA
Messenger RNA from Oryza brachyantha (malo sina), 300 nucleotides. Its product is annotated as protein phosphatase 2C 51-like. Gene Ontology annotation, cellular component: nucleus; cytosol. The transcript has a single exon. NCBI's taxonomy places the organism in Eukaryota, Viridiplantae, Streptophyta, Magnoliopsida, Poales, Poaceae. The coding region runs from base 1 to 300 and encodes 99 amino acids. The record is from RefSeq and is a predicted model, not a curated record. Gene Ontology annotation, molecular function: protein serine/threonine phosphatase activity. Gene Ontology annotation, biological process: protein dephosphorylation.